CUAAAUCCCUAAGCGUAGUCACUAGGAUAUGCGGCGAAUGUAACUCAAAGAUCACAAAUAACUUCUCAAGAAACCAGCAUCUCUGCUUACUUUAGUUUGUGGUGUUUUAUUUAGUAUGAAUGAGUGUUUGAGUAUGCACUAGAAAGCCAUGUCGUUGUGAAAGGCGCGCAGAAGGUGUGCAGGAGAAGAUUGACAGCUCUGAAGAACGAAUAGUCGUCGCCUGUUUCCCAAUGGCUGAAAACAACUUUCCUCCUCUGCCUAGCUUUAUUCCUCUAAAGCCGUGCUUCCAUCAGGACUUUGAGGAGAUUCCUGACCAGCACCGCACCACCUGCAAGAGACUCUACUACCUGUGGAUCUUGUAUGGUGUGACCCUGCUGGUGAAUUUCUUCGGCUGUAUGGCGUGGAUGUUUGGUGGUGGAGGAGUGACUAACUUUGGCAUGUCAAUCAUAUGGGUUGUUCUCUUCACUCCGUGUUCUUAUGUGUGCUGGUUCCGGCCCAUUUACAACGCCUUCAAGACUGACAGCUCGUUUUACUUCAUGGCUUUCUUCUUUGUCUUUAUGGCACAACUGUUCAUUGCUAUAAUUCAGGCCAUUGGUAUUCCAGGAUGGGGUGUUUGCGGCUGGUUGGGCACCAUCUCCUUCUUUGGCACGAGUAUCUUUGCCUCCAUCAUUAUGCUAAUCCCCACGAUCAUGUUCACUGCAGUCGCUGCCAUUUCAUUUAUCGCGCUCACGAAGGUCCAUAACUUCUACCGAGGCAGUGGAGGCAGCAUGAGUAAAGCGCAGGAGGAGUGGGUGUCUGGCGCCUGGAAAAACCCUCACGUUCAGCAGGCAGCGCAGCAGGCAGCUAUGGGCGCAGCGACCGGGGCCAUGCAGGGCCCGCAGACACCGCAGUACUCCACACCCUCCUACGACAACACCAUGUAAAACACCACCAAACAAUGAAUAAUCAAUAGAUCCAGGCCGGGCGGGAAACCUGUUGUUGAUCGUGACGUGAUGUAGCUGGAAUAUGAGGUGGAACGAACCAAGUGAUGAUUCAGAUUUUUUGUUUUUUAAUUUAAUUGUGUGUCUUUGUUUUGAGUUUUGUGUAUAUUUUUGCUGUUAUGUGACAGUAUUAAAUUAGAAAUGAGUUUAUGAUUUGAUAAGAUUUGCAAUCAAGGAAAAGCUGGAAAUACCAGGAAAUUGUAAAAUUUUGUGUAUUUUUUAUAAAAUAUAUAAAACAUACAAGGGAAUUUAAUAUAUAUAUAUAUAUAUAUAUAAACCAUCCUGGAAAUUGAAAAAAUAUUAAUAUUUCUAAAAUAUGAAUUCAGCUAGAAAUUGUGAACACAUUUGUCUAUAAAAUCAUUUUUAAACAUUUUAAAGAUGCACAUUUUUUAUAGUGAAUAUAUUUUUGCUAGUUAUUCUACACUAAAAAAUGCUGGGUUAAAACAACCCAAGUUGGGUUAAAAAUGGACAAACCCAGUGAUUGGGUUGUUUUAACCCAGCAGUUGGGUUAAAUGUUUGCCCAACGUGCUGGGUAGUUUUAUUUAACCCAACUAUUGUUUAAAAAUUACUGUAUUGUUUAAAACGAACCCAAAGUAUGUUCGAAAUUAACAUUUAUUAAUGUUUAAUGAAUAAUAAUUAAACAAUAAACAUUUAUUAAAUUGCUUAUUAAUAAAUGUUCACCUUUUGAUUAUUAUUGUUGCCUCUAGUAAUUAUGUGUCUGAUUUUUAAUUUCCAACAUAUUUUGGGUUCAUUUUAAGCCAGACCUACAGUAAUUUUUAAACAAUAGGUGAGUUAAAUAAAACUACCCAGCACGUUGGGCAAACAUUUAACUCAACCGCUGGGUCAAAAUAACCCAACCACUGGGUUUGUACAUUUUCAACCAAACUUGGAUUGUUUUUGACCCAUAAUUUUUUAGAGUGUAAAUUAUUUAAUCUGCUAGAAACUGCUCAGGUGAGUGUAAUAUGAAAUGACUUAUAAAAAUAUUUAUUUAGUAAUCAUAAAUGACUAGUAGACAGGUUUCUCUAUUCAUUAAUUAAUUUGACAUAUUUUGUUUUAAUUUCAGAUAUACUGACUGUGUGUAUAAUGUGUAGAAAAUGUUUUGUCAGGUUAGUGAAACAUGGUUUGUGAGUAUAAAUGCAUUACAUUUAUUGAAGAACACAGAGACAGAUUCCUUUAAUAUAUACAUGAAAAGGGAAUUGUGUAACUCUUUACUAUUUUUGAAGAAAUUAUAGGCAUUUUUUUUCCAUGUGAUAUAAAAUUAGUAUUACAGAUUCUUGACUGUAAUGAAUUUAAAUAAAGCACCAGCAUCUAAAUGAACCAAUAAAUACAAGUAAACCUC
Molecule: messenger RNA, 2319 nt
Organism: Ctenopharyngodon idella (grass carp)
Lineage: Eukaryota; Metazoa; Chordata; Actinopteri; Cypriniformes; Xenocyprididae
Gene: scamp5b
Product: secretory carrier membrane protein 5b
Exons: 7
Coding region: 231-923 (230 amino acids)
Biological process (GO): protein transport
Cellular component (GO): recycling endosome membrane; trans-Golgi network membrane
Source: RefSeq, a predicted model, not a curated record